CGGCGAAAGAGAGCAGUCAUAAAAACGAAACCAUUAAACCGCCUCAGCUAAAAAAAAACAGGACCGUUCUUUUCCAGAACGCAGACCCUUUUUACGAGACAGGAUGAAACGAAAGUGCAAAGUGGCCAUCGGAACAGAUAAUGAACGCCUUAUUAGCGAAAGUGGUCUUAAAAAAAGCAACAAAAAGAAUAUCGUGACAACCAAAAGCAAACUGGAAGAAGCUGACUUGGUGGAUUUCGACAAAGUUCCUUCUUUUUUCCGCGAGCCGUUUAUAAUAUCGAGUUAUCGCAAGUGUGAUUCGUCCGCGUGGUACUGUUUCAAAAGCUUGUUUCAAGCCACCAACGAGACGAUCAACAUUUGGAGUCAUGUUUUGGCGCUCGCUGUUUUCAUGCUUCGCUUUGCAUCUGUCUUCGCCAAACACGAGCCGCGGGAAGAUCCGUUCGUGUAUCCACUGCUGUGCUUUGCAUUCGGGAUUUGUGUAAUGCUUGCCAUGAGUGCUGGCGCUCACUUGUUCAACUGCAUGUCGAUCAAAGCCCGUCACGUAUGCUUCUUUUUCGAUUAUGCUGCCAUUAGCGUGUACACCUUCACGGCUGGUCAAGUGUUUUAUUUUUAUUCUAGGCCUGUGAGCACAACUUGGUUGAUAUUCAACACCCCCGCUCUGUUCCUAGCGAUCUCCGCCGCCAUUUCUUUUGCAUCGACGUUGGCGUGUUGCUACUCGUUUUGCAGCACAAGUCGUUUCGAUGCAGCUUUAAAAGCGAGUACUUACAUUAGCUCGUGGCUGUUCAACACUUCACCAUAUUGGACAAUGUUAUCAUUAUGUAACACAACAUCAACUUGUAGCAGCCCUCAAUCCGUGCAGUAUUUCACUCGUCACUGUCUAUUCUACGCGGGUGGGACGCUUGCGUAUGUUUUCCGCGUCCCGGAACGUUUGAUGAUCGGAGUUUUCGACGUGGUAGGGCACAGCCAUCACUUCCUUCAUAUUCUAUGCGCAAUCGGUGCCGCAGAUGAGUUUUCAGCUGUUGAACUAGAUAUGCAGCAGAGAAGGGCUAUCAUCGAGCCACUCCCAGGACCCACAUUCUCAAACAGUAUUUUGCUAACGAUCUUAGUCGUUCUUGGAAACAUCCUAGUAGUACUGUUGUGUACAAGGUACCUAAAUUUACGAAAGCACUGAUGAUACCUAAAAGAAUAGGGUUUAUUAUCUCUUUCCAGGAAUGGUCGAGUAUGAUACAGAAAUUGAGAAUUUCGUGUAAGACCAUGUAUCUAAAGUUCUCAAUGGGGUUAACCGUUGGCCGUAAAAAGGCGAAAAAAAGAAGUCGUUUGGCGUUAAAAUUAACAAAUUUUAACCGUUAGUCAUAAAAAGUUAUGUUGGUAUGUUAGAGACCCUCUAUCCAUUGAGGUGUUGACGAGGGUAUGAUCUGAACGAGUACUCGAGUUCUUUGUCAGUUGAAAAUAUUUAAUUUUAUGUUUGCCAUGUAUCCUUUUUUCUAAAAUGAACCCUGCAAAUUAAACUCAGUCGCUACACGGGUUACUGUUUUUUACAUGCAGGGAAGAAGAACAACUUGUCUUGUAAAUUUUAACUGCAACUCCUUGCUUUUCUUUUUCUUUUGCCGUAGUCAUGCAAACAAAAUAAGAAUAUGCUGGAAAUGUGAAAUUUCCAGAAAUGGGUAUGCACAGAAAAUGAAUAGAUAUAAAAUAGUGUUUCGUUUAAUAAAUAGGCGUUGCCUCGUGUUGACAGAUUUAUUCGAUGACAAGAAUCGUGAUUGACAUUAAUCCAAUAGAUUGAUUUAAAAGCGUUAGAUUAUUAUGUUUUAAGUCAGUUUUUCAGCAGAAUCGAAGUGAGAAAGAAGUUAUUUUGUUAUCGUUUUUCUGUCUCUAAAUCCGCUUACCCAGAGAAUCUGCUAACCCGUAAAGUGAGACUGUUGUAACGACCCGCCACAGAAGUAAGUUUAUAUUGAAGUUUUUGAAUUUAGUUACAAGAUAAAGACUUGAUUUGCGUUUGUUCUAAUUGCGAAUUAUAAAUGUAUUUCUUUUAGAUCGAAUAAUUAUUAAAGCGUGGCUUAAUAUUAUACGGUUUGUGGUGGUCAUUUGAUCUAACCAGUUCCGAGUAAGGAAACAAUAGAUCAUAAAAGUGGGAAAUGUAAAAAUGAAUAAAUUGUACACAAACGGAAAAGCAAUUAAUUUCCUGGUUUGACGGAUGCUUGAACAACGGAUAGACAGAAUGAAUAACGACUUGAAGAAGUAAAUUAAUGAAUUACUGACUGAACGCAUGAACGAGUAAUGUGGGUAGAUUGUGGAAGAAACGAAAGGAUAAACGAACUAACG
Pocillopora verrucosa is the source of this 2322-nucleotide messenger RNA. Its product is annotated as membrane progestin receptor gamma-A-like. Gene Ontology annotation, cellular component: membrane. NCBI's taxonomy places the organism in Eukaryota, Metazoa, Cnidaria, Anthozoa, Scleractinia, Pocilloporidae. The record is from RefSeq and is a predicted model, not a curated record. Gene Ontology annotation, molecular function: signaling receptor activity.